Messenger RNA from Rosa rugosa (rugosa rose), 865 nucleotides. Its product is annotated as glycine-rich RNA-binding protein-like. The record is from RefSeq and is a predicted model, not a curated record. Bases 93 to 623 code for a protein of 176 amino acids. The transcript is spliced from 2 exons. NCBI's taxonomy places the organism in Eukaryota, Viridiplantae, Streptophyta, Magnoliopsida, Rosales, Rosaceae. Gene Ontology annotation, molecular function: mRNA binding.
GGAUCCCAGUCCUUCGUGCUCUCUCAGUUUCUCACUCUCUUCCUCAAAGUUUGAGUCUUUAUCCUUUCUUUAGGGUUUUCGUUUUUCUCGCUAUGGCCUCUGCCGAGAUCGAGUUCCGUUGCUUCGUCGGAGGGCUCGCCUGGGCCACCGACAACGAGGCCCUUGAAAGGGCCUUUGCUCCUUUUGGCGAGAUCAUCGAAUCGAAGAUCAUCAACGACCGCGAGACCGGAAGGUCAAGGGGAUUCGGAUUCGUCACCUUCAGCAACGAGAAGGCCAUGAGGGACGCGAUCGAAGGCAUGAACGGCCAGGACCUUGACGGCCGUAACAUCACCGUCAACGAGGCUCAGUCCCGCGGAAGCGGUGGCGGUGGCGGCGGUGGUGGAUACGGUGGCAGCCGGGGAGGCGGUGGCUACGGAAGUGGCGGUGGCGGUUACGGCGGCCGUCGUGAAGGCGGAGGCGGUGGCUACGGAAGUGGCGGUGGAGGUUAUGGCGGUGGUGGCCGUCGUGAGGGUGGAGGCGGUGGAUACAGCCGUGGUGGUGGAAGCUAUGGAAGCGGUGGUGGUGGUGGCUACGGAGGUGGCGGCCGGGACCGUGGAUCUGACGGCGGCAGCUGGAGGAGUUAGAUCUGUUAGGGUUUGUUAGUGGCUCUGGGACUGGUUUAGUUGUUCUGCGUUAUGUUUAGGGUUAGCGGGAUCUGGAUCUCUUUGGUUAUGGUGGUGAUGGCUUGUGUGUUCUCUUGGUUCGGUUCUGUUCUGUUCUCUAAUUUUGAUCUAUGAAAAAUGGUCACUCUAUGUUAUUUUUCAUGUACUCAGUCCUAAGAAAAAAUGGUGUUUGAGAAAUGAAGUAUAGACUCUUCGUUUGCAAA